Messenger RNA from Arthroderma uncinatum, 870 nucleotides. RefSeq lists its product as uncharacterized. The record is from RefSeq and is a predicted model, not a curated record. Lineage: Eukaryota; Fungi; Ascomycota; Eurotiomycetes; Onygenales; Arthrodermataceae. The coding region runs from base 1 to 870 and encodes 289 amino acids. The transcript has a single exon.
AUGGAAGGUGAUAUGAAGAUGGAUGAUGAUCUCGCGGCCCUCUUUGCCAGCAAAAUGGCCAUGGGAAACACACCAACAAUCAAUGUCCCUCCAAGCCAAGCUCCCAACCCGAAAGUUUCUACUCUCCCUAAUGAUACCCCUUCCAUUGUAUAUAAUAUAACCCAACAUUACCACCACUCCUCCCACCAGGCUACUCCUGCGCCCCAGAGCAGUACGUCCACAGAUACGGACUCCGACGCUAUGCAGCAGGAACACACAAACACACCAAACCCUACUCCCGCCUCUGCAUUUUCUGCAGAGGAUAUGUUGAGAGGCUAUAACAUCGACCCGGACUCGCUUUAUCCGUCACAAAUAACCCUGUUCAGCCAGGCCGCCCCAGAACAGAAAUUCCGUCUCAUUGAGUUGUGGCGUAUAUCUCCUUCUAGCUCGGUUAACCAAGCUACCGUGGCAAACAUACUCCCUAGCCAGGGUGCGCAUAUCGUACAUACAGGGUUUCUUUCAAACAUCGCAAAUACCCCGAACAAGCCUCAACCACAAGGCGGCGAUGAUAUGAUGAUGGACGACGAGAAAAUUGUCGAUGACUCGAAUAACGCUGAACCAUAUGUUCUUUCGGGUUAUGAGCGCCUUGCGCAGCAGGAAUAUGAAAGCCAAAGUGCCCCUGCGUCGACAUCUCCCCUUUCAAGCCAGGUUACAAGCCAGACUUAUAACCAGGCCACAGACCCAGCUUACAAGGGAUAUGAAUGGCAGCAGCAGCAGCAACAGCAGCAACGUUCAAUGGAAAACCAAUAUGGUGUGCUCCAGAUGAAGAAGUACUACUUUGGUUGUGGUAUUUCGAGAGCCCAUUGGCUUGAGGAUGAGCAGAUGCUUUAG